Molecule: messenger RNA, 1800 nt
Organism: Lathyrus oleraceus (garden pea)
Lineage: Eukaryota; Viridiplantae; Streptophyta; Magnoliopsida; Fabales; Fabaceae
Product: lysM domain receptor-like kinase 3
Exons: 1
Coding region: 237-1559 (440 amino acids)
Biological process (GO): protein phosphorylation
Molecular function (GO): ATP binding; protein kinase activity
Source: RefSeq, a predicted model, not a curated record
CGACUAAUUAGAAAGCAAUGAAAAAAGAAAAAAACCCACACGAGUGUAUUUGCUAUUUAAUCUUUAUUAAAAAAAACAUAAAAACAUCGACAUUCACUUAUUUUAUUUCAGUUUCAGUUGAGUCCACAUCGUUGAAUCGUCAAAACCCCAAUUGAUCCUCUCAGAAUCUUCACUUCCAUUCAAUUCAAUACAAUAAAACCCCUUCAAUGUUAUUCUUAUAACUCUUUCAUUUUCCUAUGUGCAAAACCAAAAUGGCCAUUAACGCUUCUACCCCAAAAUCAACCCCACGUUCACAACAACGAACAAACCAAACACCAAAAAUAACAUCAUCAUCAUCCUCAAAAACAUCAUCAUCAAACCCCACAAAACCCAAAACACCUUCUUUCUCCGACCACCCUUCAACCUCCUACGCCACCACAAGCGGCUCCACCGGCUUCCAUCUCUCAACCGACACAUCCAUCUCAAGCCCAACAUCUCUCACCAAAUUCCGCAACACACUCCCAGAAAAUCCCAACAUCUACGACUUCUCCGAAAUCUGUUCCGCCACAAACAACUUCCUCUCCAAACGCUACUCUUCCUCCACCCCUUGCUGGCACUGUACACUCCGUGGCGCUGACGUCAUCAUCUUCCAACGCAAAUUCCGACGCAAACUCCAAACCUCCCAGCUUCGCCAACUGCUCUCCGUCGUCUGCCGUAGCCACCACAUCAGCAUCGUCAAACUCCUCGGCGUUUCAAUCUCCGGCGAACAUAUUUACCUCGUAUACGAAUUCGUUAACGGAGCUAACCUCUCCGAUUGUUUACGUAACAACAAAAACGUUCAUUUCACCGUUCUUUCUACAUGGAUUUCGAGAAUGCAAGUCGCGACCGAUCUCGCUCAUGGACUUGAUUACAUUCACAGUAAAACCGGUUUGAAUUUCAAUUUCGUUCAUAAUCAUAUCAAGAGUAGCGCAAUUGUUGUUACCGAACCUGAUUUCAACGCUAGGGUUUGUCAUUUCGGUGCGGCUCAGCUCUGCGGUGAAGCCGUUGAGGAAAACGAAAUCGCCACCAAACAAUUGGGGGAAAACGAAAUCACGGAGGAACCUAGAUCCAAGGAGUUCAGAAGCUCCAACGUGCAGUUCGAAGGUGUUAGGGGUUACAUGUCGCCGGAGUUUCAGUCUACCGGCGUGGCGACGCAGAAGUCUGAUGUGUAUGCUUUUGGUGUGGUGAUUCUGGAGCUUUUGUCCGGUGAGGAACCGUUGAAGUUUAAGUUUGACGAGAAGAGCCGUGAUUUUGUGAGGAAAUCGGUGAUUGAGUCGGCGAGAGCCGCCGUGGACGGUGGCGACGGUAGCGUAGAAGGGAAGCUGAGGAUGUGGGUGGAUAGGAGGUUGAAAGAUUCGUUUCCGGUUGAUGAUGCUGAGAAGCUGACACGUGUAGCGUUGGAUUGUGUACAUGUGGACCCUGAUCAGAGGCCUAACAUGGGACGCGUCGCAGGGAAGAUUUCCACUUUGUAUUUAAAGUCAAAGAAAUGGUCUGAUAACAUGAAAUUGCCUGAUAUGUCUUUUUCAUUGGCUCCUAGAUGAGUUUUUCUAAUUCAUAGGACACAUUUUUAAAAUAAAAAUUAUUAUUUUUUAAUUGAAAGAACAAGUCAUUAUGAUAUGAUAAGAGAGAAAUGUAGAGGAAUUGAUUUUAUUGUUAGUUUUUUAAUUAGUAGUGAUGAUUGAUAUUUUCUUUAAUAUUGUUUUUGGAUGAUUCGACUGUGACACGAGUUGUGGAAGAUGUAUAUAUAUAUUUAAUUAUUAACAGCAUAGUUUUUUGGUUUGA